Molecule: messenger RNA, 1357 nt
Organism: Condylostylus longicornis
Lineage: Eukaryota; Metazoa; Arthropoda; Insecta; Diptera; Dolichopodidae
Product: phosphotriesterase-related protein
Exons: 7
Coding region: 173-1225 (350 amino acids)
Biological process (GO): catabolic process
Molecular function (GO): zinc ion binding
Source: RefSeq, a predicted model, not a curated record
CGUAUGAAAUAAUAAAUUAAUGUCACAAUCACAAGAUGGUACAUAUAAACAUUUUUUAAUCUAUAUCUAUCCCAAGGUUCAACAGCGUAUUACCAUAAAAAAAUUAUUAGUUAUAUACAAGAGUUCUAUUAUAAAGGUAUAAAUGUAAAAAAGGUUAUUCGCUUUAUCUAAAAUGGCAAUCGUUCAAACAGUACUUGGUCCUGUUGAUCCAAAACUUUUAGGAAGAGUUUUAACCCAUGAGCAUAUGUCAUUAGAAUUUAAAAACUUCUAUUGCGCACCUCCAGACGAUUUAAAACAUUUUUUAAAUCGAAAAAUUACUUUAGAAAACUUUGGGUUUGUUAAUCAAUACCCAUACUCGUGCGAUUAUAAUUUGCACUUUUGGGACUCAGAAACACAUAAUGCUGUAGAAAAAGAUGUAGUUUUAUAUAAAAAACUUGGAGGAGGUACUAUUGUGGAAAAUACUUCACAUGGCUUGCGUAGAAACUUAGAACUGAUGCACGAAAUUUCUAGUUCAACCGGUGUGCACAUUGUUGCCGGGACAGGACAUUAUGUGCACUCAACACAGUCCCCAUCUACAUUGAAAAUGAAAAUAGAAGAUUUAACGGAUAUGUAUUCUAAAGAAAUCAUUACAGGUUUUGAAACAAAAGACAAGGGCAUGAUUAAAUGUGGAUUCAUUGGUGAAGUUGGAAGUAGCUGGCCAAUUCACGACUUUGAAAAACACUGCAUAAUGGCAACUGGAGAGAUUCAAGAAGUAUUAAAAUGUGGAGUAUCUUUUCAUCCAGGAAGGGAUCAGAAAGCACCAUUUGAAAUUAUGCGCUUGUAUUUAGAAGCUGGAGGGAACGCUAACAAGUGUAUUAUGUCGCAUUUAGACAGAACAUUGAAUAUCGAUGAAGUUUUAGAAUUUUCUAAAAUGGGAUGUUAUUUACAAUAUGAUUUAUUUGGAACACAAACAUCAUAUUACCAACUUAAUCCAGAUUUUGAUAUGAUUUCUGACGCACAAAGAAUUAACAACAUUUUAAAAUUAAUAUCUGAAGGUUUGGAAGACAGAAUUUUACUCUCCCAUGAUAUUCAUACUAAGCAUAGAUUGACUUCUUUUGGUGGUCAUGGAUAUUCUCACAUACAUUCCAAUAUUUUACCUCGACUAUACGGAAAAGGUUUAACUCUUGAACAAGUCGAAAAAAUAACAGUUACAAACCCUGCAGAAUGGUUGGCUUUUGUUGUUUGAAAUAUAUACAUAUAGGAAUCAUAUUUAUGUAGGUGAACAGCUUGUACUCACAUUUUGCGCAUUUAAAUUUGAAUUAAAUUUGUUCUUUCUGUAUACUUAUUAUUCAAAAUUAUUAAAACGUUUUUAAUUUUA